AGCACUUUGCAUUGUCUUUGUACUGAAUUGUGCUAUAUAAAUAAAUUUGCCUUGCCUUGCCUAGGCAGCUUUAAUAUUCCAAUAACACUUAUCCAGAAUCCUUUUAGUUUGAAAUCAGUUUUAGUUGGAGACAACUUGAUAUGGGUGUACAGACUGUUGCUAAUCUAUAGUAUCAUGUAGUAUCGUGCUGCCCCGGCCCCAUAUGUUCCUGCACACUGCCAAUUAUCUGGCAAAUUAGGCCAUGGAGCUUUUGGCAUACUUACAGAAAAGACCAAUUGAGCUAUUUGGAAACGUUUCUGGCUUUGAGAAACUGCCUGUCAAGAUAUAGAAACUAAAGGAGCUUCACUCAUCACUGUUACUAUGGUAAUACUGCAAUGCUGUUUCAGCUAUGCAUUUCUAAAAAUAAAGAAAAGCACAGAGAUACUGUGAGCCUCAGUUAAAACUAACGUAGCCUUUUGGGAAGUAAGAAGCUGGUUGACGAGCUGUAUUGAAUUGAAGCAGUUUGGUCAUGGCAUGUUUUUUUUCAUUUAAACCUUGUUAAUCGUGUUCACAUUGUCAAAAAGUGGAAUUUUUACUCAAGGUUUCCUGCUGUAUCUCAUACCGGUGUGUGCCUUUUAUGUUUUUAUUGUCAUUUCAUGUAUGUCAGCAGUAUGAAAUCAAACCGUGUUUCUCUGAAGGACAUUGAUGACGCAGUUUUGUCUUUUAAAUGUUGGGUUACUUGUUCAGCUAUGUUUUACCUGGCCCGGUUUCAGUCUCUAUGGUAACCGACUGCUGUAAAUGCCAAUGAGCGGAGGUAGUCUCUACCAGGGAAGCACCGUUGUUGUGAAAUGUUGUUUUUUUAGUGAUACGAUGGAAUUUCUUAAAUGAACAGUGUUCUGGAGUGGCUCUUUACUAGAGUGGUGUUUGGGUUUGUGGGGAUCUUAAUGUUUACAAUGAUUUACGUCAUAGCCAUGCAAUCUGUUGCAAGAAGAUACGAUGAAUGUGUGACACAACUUUCAAAUACUUUAUAAAAUCACUUAUCACAGUAAAUACUGCAAAAAUAUAGAUUUUUUUUUAUAAGGCCAUAUCAAUGAUCUCUGAUCUCUACCACCUCUUACAGCUUUAGAUUCAGAUCUGACAUUCACCACAGCAUCAGGAUAGACAGCUACAGCUCUUUUGUGUUGACAGCGGGAAUGUUGGCUGUCAGAACUUUAAGAUUCAAAUAUGUUGCUGUGGAGACGACCAGAAACAAAACAGCCUCUGACUCAUCUAUAGCUGUAGGCCAGGGUUAGACAAAUUAAUCACAUUUAAUUAUACUAUGUGGUAUACUUGAUAGUCAGAGACCAGGAUGUUAGUUAGAUGGAAGAUUUACAAGCAACAUUUAAAAGUAAAUCUUAUUCUAGAAAGUAGAAGUUAUAAAAAAAAAUUUCCCCAUUCUUUAAGUCAGUUUUUCAUAUGAAAUGUACCCAUGUCUGGUUUAUUUAUUUCUUCGUUAGUUUGACUCAAUAAUAUGAUCAUUGGUUUGAAUCAGAAAGCUGGAAAUGGCAAAAAAGAAAAAAAGAAAAAGUUUGGGAAAUUUGGCCAAAUAAUAGAUGUUUUCACAAACAAAUAAACAAGCAUCAGUGGAGAGGAAACUCUCAAAUAAAUUAGGUGUUCCUGAAAGAAUAGUUCAGUGGAAAGCACAAAGGUUCCAAGUAAAAAAGAAAAGCCUAUGAUGUCAUCAUAUUAGUUCCGCUCCCAUGAUGACAUCAUGACAGCGUCAUAGUCACAUUGUGAUGUCAUCGCUUCUGUGGAACUCCUUCAGAACCCGGAAGUUCUGUUAGUUUUGAUCAAGUCCACUUAGCGUGCACAUCUCAGCGAAUUACUCUGACCGAUCGAAACUACUUCCAGCAGCUUUCAGUCUUGAACUUGCAAGUUUAGUAGAACGAAUUUUCACUUCUUUCUAAGCACAAUGGCGGAUUACAACAUGAGUACAAAGAUAGAGGGAAUCACCGUCACUCCACCGACCACCGAGACGGACAAGAGGUUCAUCGGCAAUUAUCUCUUUGUCCACCGUCUCUACAAGACAUAUCAAGCCGAGAACGUGGAGCUUAAGAAAAACGCAGAAGCAAUGAGCCUUCGCCUGGCCGAGCUCCAGGCUGAAGUAGAAAAACUCAACCAGCAGCGGCAGACCCAAAGCAGAGCCAGCGAGGGAAAUGUGCGAUCCCCAUACAAUCCCGACGAGGUCCACCGUGAUAAAAAGGCUUUUCAGGUGCUGUGCUCGGAGAACAAGUAUCUGCGUAGCCAUGCGGAAGGUCUGAGAAUAAGAGUUACAGAGCUCCUAUCAGAGAGGGACAGUCUCAUGGAAAAGGCCAAACGUCAGGGGCACGCCGGUUCUGAAGCCGCACAACUGGAGCAGGAAAAGAUCGACGCAGAGAAGAAAUCUCUGGAGGAGACAAAAAGUAAAAUGAGAAAAUACUCCCGGAAGCUGAAACAAGAGAAGGCAAAUCUGCGAAUGGAGGAAGCAGCCUUUGCGGAAAAGAAGGAGGCAGAGAAAGGUAAAAUCACACUGAUGGAUAAGACAGAGUUUCAGGAGGAAAAGAACAGGCUACUCGAGUUUAAAGCACUGAAAGAGGAGAGGCAGAGCUUGGAAGCUCUAAAAGAGGAGAUUGAGAAGCAGAAAAAGGAGAUUGAGAAGCAGAAAAAGGAGAUUGAUCAGGCAAAAGAGAAACUAGAGGCAGAAAAACAGGAGCUGCUUACAGAAAAAAGCGAAUUGGCGGCAGAGAAACAGCAACUGGAGGCUGCAAAGCAACUUUUCGGACAGGAGACCAGAGACCUGAACGAGGAAAAGAUAAAACUGCGCCAAGAGAAAGACGAGAUGGAAGAAACUAAAAACAAAGUCAAACAAGCCAUCGAAAAGCUGAGAGACGAAAAGAAGAAGCUUAAGAAGGACCGUAAAGAAAUGGAGAACAACGAGCAGGAAGUGAAGCGACUGGAAGUGAAGAUGAAAGACGUGGAGAGGGAGAAAAGAAUGGUAGAAUAUGCCAAGAUAAAUGCAGAGCAGGAGGUAAUGGACAUCAAGAAGGUUCUGGAUGAAGAGAGGAAAACCUUUGAGGCAGGAAAGCAAAAUUUAGAUCGAGAAAAGAAACAGCUGGAGCAAAUGAAGGCGAAAGUUGACAAGGAGAGUAAAGAUCUGGAGGUGGAAAAGAGAACCCUGGAGGCUCGGGUUGAGCGAUUGGAAAAAGAACAGAAAGACCUGGAGGAAGAAAAGGAAAAUGCUCCAGACGGAGAAAACUGGUCUUGAAAAAGAAAUGGAGAAGUUUGCUAAAGAGCGCGUGAAGAUGGACGGCGAGAGGAGAGGGAUUAUGGAAGAAAUAUGCAAAGAGAACCAGAGGUUGAAUGAAAUAAAACAGCAAAUUCAAGUCGAAAUGAAAAAACCUUCGAAGAAAAUUACAGAGAAAAAAAGGAAAGGCUUUUGGAGCUGUUUGUGUUUAUAGUUAAACCAAAAAAAAAAGGACUUUUACUUUUUCAAUCUACAUUAUUGAACAUAUUGUGGAACAAAGGUUCACCCUAUCUGUAUAAUCUGUAUAAUUUGAAUGUCCUUGUAUCAAAACACACAAAAAAAAUCAUUUUAUGUUGAUUAUUAAACUUAUUGUGGAACAAAAGCCAUAGGGCAGCACAGUGGCGUAGUUGGUAGUCAUAUUGCCUUUUAAGCAAGAAGGUCCUAGGUUCUAAUUCUGGCCUGGGGUCUUUUUGCAUGUUCUCCCUGUGCAUGCGUGGGUUCUCUCCGGGUACUCCGGCUUCCUCCCACAGUCCACAAAAACACGACUAUUAGGUUAAUUGGCCUCUCUAAAUUGCCCUUUGGUGCAUAUGUGUCAAUAUGUAUAAUUGGCUAUAGAAAAUUGAUUGAUGGGUGAACUGUUCCAUUAAAAAAAGUAGUAAAAAACAAAAACAAAAGAAACUUCAAAGUUUAAAUGUCCUUUUACUAAUCCUCUAAAAAUAUCUAUGGAAAUGAAAUAUCUUAUUGUGAAACAAAGGUUCUUGUUGCACUGACUGUCUUAACCCUCUGUAUAAUUUUAACAAUCUUUACUCUUUUAUUAACAAAAAUACAUUUCUAAAUAGAAGAAAAAUAAGCAAUUUUAAAACAAAUAUUUUUUUUAAUGAACAUGUCAGUGGGACCUUGUUUUCUCUAACGUUCUAUGAAUGUAUGUUUUCUAAAUAAAUCAGAAUUUGCAAAAAAAA
Molecule: messenger RNA, 4200 nt
Organism: Fundulus heteroclitus (mummichog)
Lineage: Eukaryota; Metazoa; Chordata; Actinopteri; Cyprinodontiformes; Fundulidae
Product: golgin subfamily A member 6-like protein 22
Exons: 1
Coding region: 1931-3262 (443 amino acids)
Source: RefSeq, a predicted model, not a curated record